CUGUGCAGAAAUACUACAAUUCAGGAAAUAAAUGACAGCGAAAAGUUGGACAAAUUCAUCACUGGAGCUCUACGAUCGCUCAAAACGGAUGGAGUUUUGAUUAUACGUCAGGAUCUUUCAAAGGUAAAGGAGAUGAAAAAGAUGGCUAUGUUGACGGACUAUUUCGAUGUGUUCCGAUUGGAAGAGGGGAAUGGAAAUGUUGGCUUCCAAUUCUAUGCAGUAAACGAAGUGCUCGAUUCAGUUUAUGUACAUCAAAACUGGCUGGAUUUCAUCUGGACCCUCAUCAAGAAGCCUUUCCCUAAGGAUGUCAAUGGCGUUGUUUCCUUUAGAGACUUCUUGGAUAGGACCCAGUACACCGAUACCGGAAUCUUUGCCUAUGAAUGGAUCUUCGGCAACAAUUUCAUCUCCCCCGGAGGAUGGAAACAGAAUUUGGCUAUUUUGAAACGUUUCGGACCAAUGAAGACAGGUCAGAGGAUGCUGGAUAUCGGUGUCGGGAUAGGAGGAGGAGCUAGACAGGCAGCCAGUGAGUUCGGUCUACAAGUGCUAGGAGUAGACCUUUCCACGAACAUGCUUGCCGUCGCCCUGGAACGUGUCCACAAGGAGAAAGACGCCCGUGUCACCUACGCAGUAUGUGAUGCAUGCGAGUACGAGUUUGAGCCAAACUCGUUCGAUUAUGUCUUUUCACGGGAUUGCAUUCAACAUAUUAAAGACACGGACAAACUCUUCUCCAGAAUUUACAUAGCUAAGAAAGUCGGCUUCAUCGACAUCGAAGUCGAGAACAUGACGCCGAGAUUCAAGGAAAUUCUAUUGGAAGAAAGAGAACGGCUUGAACAGAACAAGCAGACGUUCCUGGCGAAAUUCUCACAAAAUGCCUACGAUGGAUUGGUAAGUGGCUGGAACUCAAAACUGCAGUACAUCGCUGACGAUAAUCACAACUGGAACUUCUUCGCUGCUGUCAAGCCACAAUAA
Molecule: messenger RNA, 969 nt
Organism: Haemonchus placei
Lineage: Eukaryota; Metazoa; Nematoda; Chromadorea; Rhabditida; Trichostrongylidae
Source: the annotation of a GenBank genome assembly